Molecule: messenger RNA, 642 nt
Organism: Mesorhabditis spiculigera
Lineage: Eukaryota; Metazoa; Nematoda; Chromadorea; Rhabditida; Rhabditidae
Source: the annotation of a GenBank genome assembly
AUGCCAAUGCCUCCUGUUACGACUACCACCACCCCUCAACCCACCACAACAACGACACCUGAAUCCACUACUACCAUUGGCACUGAAGCAACCACCACCACAAGCACUGAAGCAACGACAACUACGGGAGAAACCACCACAACUGCCGCUGAGACUACCACGACAAGCGUAGAAACGACGACGACAACGACGGAAACCACGACGACUACUACCGAAACUACGACAACUACUACUGAGACGACCACUACGAGUGAACCUACAACAACGACUACGGAAGCAACGACAACUACAACUGAACCGACGACGACGACCAUGACAACCACCACCGAGGCAACCACGACUACAACCGAGCCAACGACAACCACCACUGAACCCACAACGACAACGACGAUGACAACUACUACUGAGACAACCACCACCGAGCCGACCACCACCACCACGACAACAACCACAACAACGACGUCCACCACGACGACUACAACUACAUCUGCUGCCAACUGCUUGAAUAUUUCUGUGGCAACCAGGAUUACGGUGAUGUACAACUUUGACGCCAGUGGUUGUCGCGUGGCAACUUUCAGCGGCUGCACAACUUAUCGAACCCGCGUGGGUGUAACUAAUACAGCUAUCACCAACCCUGUCACG